Oreochromis aureus is the source of this 4451-nucleotide messenger RNA. It is a transcript of the gene npdc1b, whose product is annotated as neural proliferation, differentiation and control, 1b. Gene Ontology annotation, cellular component: membrane. Lineage: Eukaryota; Metazoa; Chordata; Actinopteri; Cichliformes; Cichlidae. Bases 553 to 1473 code for a protein of 306 amino acids. The record is from RefSeq and is a predicted model, not a curated record. The transcript has 9 exons.
UCAAGACGGCUGACCGGUUUGUCUCACUAAGUCAUCUGCACAGGGCAUUUUGUAGAGGGCGCAGCUUCUCCAGAAACAACAAAGGUAAUCUGCACAGUUUCACCUUUUCCUCAGAAAUCUUGAAAAUUCGACUUUAUAAUCAAAAUGAUGAACAGAAGUUGUUUUUUAAUGUGUCUUUAAGUGAGGUAAUUCUGUAUAAAGUCUAAGUUAUAUCUGACUUUAGACGCGUUUGAUCUCAGCGGCACGUGAAGGCAGUGCAGCGUGCUUACGUCAUAGCCUGGUGUUGUUCUGCCACAGCUGAGCCACAGCGGCAGCAGGGACUGCUGUCCGGUAGAUGGUAGGAGCAGGGCCGGAGGAAAAAUGCAGACAUCCUGCGGAAAACACACAGAGCAGCGUCCCGACGACACUCGCUGAUCCUCGUGUCUUCGCCGUUUUUCGUUAUUCCUUUGUCUUCUUGCGUCCCUCUCCUCUCUAAACACCGGAGGAUGGGGGAAUGAUCAGCGCCGCCACCAUCUCCCCGUCCUCCGCCUUCGUCUGGUGUCUGUGCCCAGGAUGAGGGCUCGGCUGCUCGGACACACGGUGGUGUUCGUUGCCCUUUUGGCGCUGAGAAGCUGCCUGGCAGGUUCUCCUCUGUGCCCUCGGAGUUUAGAAUGUGCCCUGGCAGGAAGACACUUCUGCCGACCUGGCAGCUCACACUGUGGGCCUUGUCUGCGCCCCCUGGUGGAAAACUCCCGUGGACGCUGCGUGGUCAAAAGGAGACAUGCUCCUCACACUCAUUCUGUUAAAGAUAAAGUGAGCCCACACCCUGAACUCGAUGAGGAGAUUGACUUUCUCUCUGCAAUCAUCAGGGAACAGAGACCUGAGUCCUACAGCUCAGCCCCAUCCUCCCAGGAGAUCACAUUCAAGCAGUUUGAAGAGCAUGGCUACACUCACAGAGCAUCUUCUGUGGAACAGCCUCCUACUCAGAGUGUCCUGUUAACUAGCAUCGCUUCACCCAUCACUGCGAACCACACUGCAGCUCUGAGCAAUCCCAUCAUCCUCCACUACCCAUCUAAUGACCAUGUCUUCAUCAUCAUGAGCAGCGUCGUCAUUGUGGCAGGUUCCCUGGCACUGGUGGUAGCAUUGGCUUGUUGGGUCAGGUUUCAGAAAUGUGUUCAUAUAAGUCAGAAAGUGGACUACCCUUCAUCUGGACUGAUGAGUGCCCAGGCAUUUGAGAAUUUGCUUGGGGACAAGAAGCUGGCCCACAGUGCCCAAAUGUACCACUACCAGCACCAGAAGCAACAGAUGCUCUCCCUGAAAAAACACCGGGUUGAGCCAAACGUUCCUGACUCCGCAGCCUCAACAGAUGAGGAGAAUGAAGAUGGAGAUUUCACAGUGUAUGAGUGUCCUGGACUUGCACCAACGGGGGAAAUGGAGGUGAAGAACCCAUUGUUUGAUGACUCCACCCUCUACCUGCAGAGAUUCCACAAAUGAACCUGGACACAGAGACAUUUCAUACGCUAAAUGCAGCACCUGUACGUACAAAUAGCUCAAUUUACACACAUCCACAAAUCACACACAUCAGUUUAAUUAUUUCAGUGGACAGAUCUGACACAUACCCUAAAUAGCCAUACUACAUUUGGUUUUUCCCAUUUUGUUUACAUAUUUAUUUACUGUUUAUUACACACAUAUUCAAUCAUACAUGCUGUGCUUACACACAGUAUUUAUGAGCUCACUGAGCUUUGCUUUUAUUUCAGCAUUUUAAAAAGAUGUAAUGUUGGUGUUUCCUGAACACACCUCCAUGCAGCUGAGCGACUUGUCUCAUGUGUUACGUAAACAUUGUUUUUCAGGUGAUUUCCAUCUUGCUGACACCAUGUCUACAUGCAUCUGCACUUCUUCAUUCUUAUGAACACACACACACACACUUCAUUCAACAAAUUUAAAUUUUAGACAAAGAUAACACAAGUAAAUUAAAUUUUAAACUGAAGGUGUUUAUUAUUAAGAGGGGAAAAAUCCAUACCUGCAUAGCCCUGUGUGAUAAAGUGAGUGGGAAUGUGGACUAACGAGACAAAGGUUGAACUUUCAGGAAGAUGUGUGUCUCAUUGCAUCUGAUGUAAAAGUAACACAGCAUUUCAGAAAUGGGACAUCAUACCAACAGUCAUAUAUGGUGGUGGUGGUGUGACGGUCUGGGGCUGUUUUGCUGUCCCAGGACCUGAAGACUUGCUGUGGUAAAUGCAAACAUGAAUUCUGCCGACUACCAAAACAUCCUGAAGGAGAAUGUCUGACUAUCUGUUCGUGACCUCGAGCUGAAGCACAUUUGGGUUCUGCAGCGGGACAAUGAUCCAAAACACACCAGCAGGUCCACCUCGGAAUGGGUUAAGAAACACAAAAUGAAGACUUUGGAGUGGCCGAGUCCUGACCUGAAUCUGAUUGAGAUACUGUGGCAUGACCUAAAAAAGGUGGUUCAUUCUCGAAAACUGUUCUGUGUGUGACUGAAUUAAAAGAAUUGUGCAAAGAGGAGUGAGCCAAAGAUCCCCGAGAGAACUGCAAACAACUGCCAGUUAUCACAAACGUUGGCUGCUAAGGGUGGCUUAACCAGUUGUACACACACACACACACACACACACACACACACACACACACACACACACACACACACACACAGUAUAAUUUGGAAAUUCUGUAUGAACUCAGAUGGUCUUGUAUAUUUGGUCUACAGCUGACAUUGUGUUUUCAUGGUUUUGUGAGCUGUAAAUAGUGGCUGAUAUGUACAGGAGAUAUCUUACCUCUCAGUCAGUCAGUGUGGUGUACAGAAGAUCCUGAGUACUGUGUCAAAUACACAUCUGUUAUUCGAUUUCUUAAUGUGAAUUUGUAUUUGUUGGGAAUAGACAAUGUCAUGUAUAACACGUUAAACUUGAUGCAUUCGACUGUUGUACCCAUUAUGACGAAAGCAGCGAGGAGCCACACGUUCAUGUUCAACAUACCCGCCCAGUUUUACUUUGAAGAGGUCUCAAUCUGCUGAGACAUCAACAAAAAUAUGAAAAAAAGGAAAAUUCCAUGUAGCUGUGGACACAUCAACAUAAAAGAAACUUAAAAUAAAAGAAUCCGAACAAAACAAGCAACUGAGAAUAUUUUAAAAACGGCGCCGACCACAGUCCCCAGAAAUAUAAAACUUUAAGCGUCGCAGAAACAGAGUUUCCUUUAUGCAUGAACAGUUGCAGUGUGGGAUUGCAGCCUUUUCCAAUAUUCAACUGAUCCAAAGCUUUUACAUUUACUCCCCAAGAGAUGGGAACAUUUUUAUUUCAGCGUCCUAAAAAUGUAUUCUAGAUGCAGAGAAACCAGAACAUGUGUUGGCACACGUUGGAUCAGGUUUUCUUUCCUUUGUCAAAUCUAUGUUUGUGCAUUUUACUUUGUCCUGCAUAAUAAUCAGUCAAAUAACAUGAAGUUUGAUUUAUGAUUUUAUUUAAAUAUUAUGGAUUGAAUAUUACACUCACUGUUCCAACAUUUCCAUCGAUGCAUUCAUCUAAAACAACGAAUGCAAACUUGCAACAAAUCCUCCCUUUAUGAUCGUUCAAACUGUUUACCUGCACUGUACAGAGUGUUCCUGUCAUUCAUCAUCAUGUAAAAAGGCCAUCCAUAUAAUUCAGCUGCCUUUGUUCCAGGGCUUUUAUAUUAGAAUGCAUUAGUUUUAUCCAAUAAGCUGCCUACUGAAGGCACAGUAUGUAGUCCAUGUGCUCUGUGGGCUCUGCCUAAUAAACUGCACCGUUAUAAUAAAUGAAAAAAUCUCCUUUUCUUUGCAGACGGUCUCUGUCACUAACAGUAGAAACACUGGAUUGUGUUUCUACUGAUUGGGCGUUCUCUGCUUUUCCUUUACUAAAGCUGUUCUUCUGACCUGACCUGGUUAGAAAUUAAUAUGCACAACUGCCUUUCCUUAUAUCCUCAUAUAGCUCUACUCCAUAGCUCAUAGAUUUUCUUCAUACAUGUAGAAUGAGUGUCCAGUGAAAGCUGCAAACAGUGAAACAGUCCAGGAAACCUGGAUGUAACCGCGUCUCUCAGGAAAGUCGCUGUCUGCGGCUCCUUUCUUCAUCCUGCUGCCGUUCUCCUCAGCCUGUCAGCACUUCCAUACUGGAGGAACACAUUAAACUUCACUGGAGCUGCUCAUGUGCUGUACAAGUGUCCACAUCCAAACUCAUAUAUCUACCAGGGAAUAUUAACACGGAAGCCCUUUACUAUGUUAUACAGACUGUUGAAUCCAAACCUCUUAAGCUUGUGCAGCAAAGUGAGUGUUGUUCUCUGAGUGUUGUAAAGAAACUGUAGAACAAGUCAUUCUCUACAUGAGCUACAUGUGAUAGAGACUGUUUGAAGGCUAAGUGUUAUGAUUCUGUACAUUUAGGAGAACUUCAUUACCAUCAUGUUUAGCAUGCUUGUGGAUAUACCAGAGCUGAAAGAAAUAAAUAUUUAUAUAAUCACUA